This is a messenger RNA of Penicillium verrucosum, 828 nucleotides long. Its product is annotated as SDR family NAD(P)-dependent oxidoreductase. Lineage: Eukaryota; Fungi; Ascomycota; Eurotiomycetes; Eurotiales; Aspergillaceae. The transcript is spliced from 4 exons. Bases 1 to 828 code for a protein of 275 amino acids. The record is from RefSeq and is a predicted model, not a curated record.
AUGCAGGUUGAAGGUGUUGCUCUAGUCCUUGGUGCUGGAAGUGGCAUUGGCUGUGCGAUUGCCAAUACACUUGUUGCGCAAGGCCUCACCACUCUAGUCUGCGCCGACAUCAAUCUUUCCAAAGCCCAAGAAACCGCCACGUCCAGCUACGCAAUCGCAGGGCGAGAGCGUGAAGGCUAUGAGGCAACCGCCUACCAUGUUGACGUCCGUGAGGAGGCGCAGGUGCAAUCGUUGGUAGCGAUAAUCAAGGACCGGUAUGGCCGCAUCGAUAUCUGCAUAACUACAGCCGGGACCCCUGCUGCCAAUCAAACCCCGAUCAGCGAUAUGAGCCUAGAAACCUAUAGGAGCAUGGACGAGGUCCACAAUAUCGGUUGCUUUUUAGUCGUCCGCGAGGUGAUCCGGGCAAUGAUCAGCCAGGAGCUGGUUUUGACUAGACGGCAGAGCCCAACCCGGGGUUCAAUCGUAGUGUUAACCUCGCUGGCCUCGGAAGGGGCCUUUCUUGGGGUGGGUAAUUAUAUUGCGGCCAAACACGCUGUCAAAGGGCUGGUUCAAACCGCCGCUCUUGAAAACGCACGCAAUGGUAUCAGAAUCAACGCCGUCGCUCCCUCGUACGUUUCGGGGCCGUUGAUGGACGAAUUCCUGGACGGUGCACCGGCUGUCAAGGAUGUUAUGCUGGGUGAUUUGCCGAUGAGACGGCUGGCCAACCCGGAGGAGGUAGCCGACGCGGCAGUGUUUCUGGCGUCUCAGGCUGCCAGCUAUAUCAAUGGGCAUACACUGGUUGUGGAUGGGGGAUCAUCAUUGCAAUUGUCAAACCAGCCUUUUUCGUGA